Molecule: messenger RNA, 1401 nt
Organism: Closterium sp. Naga37s-1
Lineage: Eukaryota; Viridiplantae; Streptophyta; Zygnematophyceae; Desmidiales; Closteriaceae
Source: the annotation of a GenBank genome assembly
GACUCGGGUUCCGUUCCCGGAUCAGGCCUGGUUCCCGCGCCAGUGACGCUGCUCCCCACGCCCUUCCUAGCACACCACUUCCAUCGAGCCGUGGAGCUCGCCCCUCUCUUCAACGCCCUGGUGGAUGCCGUCAGCCAGGACGCGGAUUUCCUGCAAUCCACACUCGCAAGUGCAGGGCGCUCUGACUCUUUCACAGCCGGUCUCCUCCGAAUACACGCGGAGAUAAUAAAGGAGGGCAUACAGCAGCCUUUACGGCUGGGCAUGCACAGAUCUGACUACAUGCUGGACACAGUGACAGGGGGCGUGCUGCAGGUGGAGCUCAACACCAUCUCCUCCUCCUUCCCUGGGCUCACUUCAAGGGUCACAGAGUUACACAGGCACAUGGUGGGGAUGUAUGGCGAGAAGGCGGGUCUGUCGGUGGACGCUGUGCCUGUCAACACGGCAGCAACGGACAUGGCAGAUGCACUGGCGGCGGCAUGGAGAGAAUACGGGGAUGAGAGCUCUCUCAUCCUCAUGGUGGUGCAGAAGCCAGAGCGGAACAUGUAUGACCAGCACUGCUUGUCGCAGCUCGUGUGGCAGAGGCACGGGAUUAGAGUGCUGAGGAAGAGCCUCAGGGAGGUGCAGCAGCAGGGGGCAAUAACAGACAACAGUGGCGACUUGACAGUCGACGGCCAUCACAUAUCAGUGGUAUAUUACCGUGCAGGCUACGGCCCCGGUGACUACCCAACUGAUCUUGAGUGGGAGGCCCGCUUGUUACUUGAGCGAUCAGCAGCAGUCAAGUGUCCCACCAUCGCGUACCACCUGGCAGGAGCGAAGAAGGUGCAGCAGCAGCUGGCACAGCCGGGUGUGCUGGAGAGGUUCGUUUCAGACGAGGCGUCUCUGCAAGCCAUGCGGCAAUGCUUUGCUGGGCUGUGGAGUUUGGAGGAGGAAAGGGGGGCAGGGGAAGGACCAGCUGAUGGUGGGGCAGCACGGAAUGAAAUCAUUUCGAAAGCGAUUCGGGAGCCAUCCGAGUUUGUGCUGAAGCCGCAAAGAGAGGGAGGAGGCAACAACAUCUACGACGAGGAAAUUACCAGGAAGCUCACGGAGCUGACAGAAGCAGGGGAGGCGGGGAGGCAGGAGCUAGCAGCGUUCAUUCUCAUGCAGCGGCUCUUCCCCCCCGUGCACCGCUCCCAGGGGAGGCAGCAGCUAGCAGCGUUCAUUCUCAUGCAGCGGCUCUUCCCCCCCGUGCACCGCUCUGUGCUCAUCCGAAGGUGUCAGCACAGCUGGAACGAUACUCUUUCCGAGCUGGGCGUGUAUGGCACGUACCUGAGUGAACAGCAGUACCUGCUCUUCCCCCCCGUGCACCGCUCCGUGCUCAUACGGCGGUGCCUGCCAGCACAGCUGGAACGACACACUCUCUGA